Messenger RNA from Rubroshorea leprosula, 662 nucleotides. The record is from the annotation of a GenBank genome assembly. Lineage: Eukaryota; Viridiplantae; Streptophyta; Magnoliopsida; Malvales; Dipterocarpaceae.
AUCUCUUCUGGCUUAAGCUCUCUAGUUUAUCUUCAUGUUUUGGUUAACUCUGUUUUGUCUUCAGAUUAGCCAGACAGAAAAAGAAGAGUUGUAACCUCAAGGACUCAGAUAAUGCAAGAUCAGAGGAAUGCUGGUAAAUCCUAUUUCUCAAGUUGGCUGAUUGAUGACCUAAGUUUCCAUUACCUGUUUCUUUUGGAGAAAUUCAAAAUUUCACUCCUAACACAUACAGAACUUCCUCCUACCGUCCUUCCCUCGCCAGCAGUGCAUUUUGUACCAGCUAAGGAGCCUGCGACAAAAGGCAAUUAAGAGGUGACAGUAAAAGUAUACUUCUUUGGUACAAUUCGCCAUCAUUCACCUUCCAUCCGCCCUUGUGUCUACGCCUGUCUCCCGAAUCAUGGUGCCUGUGAGCCAUGGGCUAAUAAUCACAUGCAGCUUUUUAAGCUGAAAGGGGAAAAUGGCUUUUGCCCAAAUUAUUAAUCCACCUUUAAACCUUUUCUAUGAUUUGGUACUAUUCCUUUGGCACUGCCAAUGGAACAGCUUGCUCCCAGUAUAUUAAGCUGACAUCAGGGCCAAAAAUUUUGAAGUCAGAUCCGAAUUUUCUUCUAUUUAUUUUAGUUUCUCUUAAUCGAUUAUAUAAUAGGAAAUAAUUGUUCUCGUUAGCC